Salvia splendens (bonfire salvia) is the source of this 1104-nucleotide messenger RNA. RefSeq names its product 40S ribosomal protein S4-1. NCBI's taxonomy places the organism in Eukaryota, Viridiplantae, Streptophyta, Magnoliopsida, Lamiales, Lamiaceae. The transcript has 5 exons. Gene Ontology annotation, molecular function: structural constituent of ribosome; RNA binding. Bases 119 to 910 code for a protein of 263 amino acids. The record is from RefSeq and is a predicted model, not a curated record. Gene Ontology annotation, cellular component: cytosolic small ribosomal subunit; ribosome. Gene Ontology annotation, biological process: translation.
UGAAAUCCCAACAUUGCCCUUUCCGUAAAUCAUAUAACUCCUCCGUUAGGGUUUACGUUUCUCCAGUUGCGACAGAAGCAGAAGAGGCGCCGCCCGUUCUCCAUCUACCACCUCCAAAAUGGCUAGAGGAUUGAAGAAACACUUGAAGAGGCUCAAUGCCCCAAAGCACUGGAUGUUGGAUAAACUGGGUGGUGCCUUUGCCCCCAAACCAUCAUCCGGUCCCCACAAAUCGAGGGAGUGCUUGCCUUUGAUUCUCAUCCUGCGAAACAGGUUGAAGUAUGCUUUGACCUAUCGUGAGGUUAUUGCCAUUCUGAUGCAACGCCAUAUCCUUGUUGAUGGGAAAGUAAGGACGGACAAGACCUACCCUACUGGAUUCAUGGAUGUUGUCUCUAUUCCCAAGACCAAUGAAAACUUCCGACUGCUUUAUGACACCAAGGGACGCUUCAGGCUCCACUCUAUCAGGGAUGAGGAAGCAAAGUUCAAGCUUUGCAAAGUCCGCAAUGUCCAGUUUGGCAAGAAAGGCAUUCCUUACAUCAACACUUAUGAUGGCAGGACCAUUCGUUACCCUGACCCUCUCAUCAAGGCCAACGACACAAUUAAACUCGACCUUGAGAGCAACAAGAUCACUGAUUUCAUCAAGUUUGAUGUAGGUAAUGUUGUUAUGGUGACUGGCGGUAGGAAUAGAGGGCGUGUUGGUAUUCUCAAGAACCGUGAGAAACAUAAGGGAAGCUUUGAGACCGUCCACAUCCAGGAUGCUACUGGGCAUGAGUUUGCCACUCGAUUGGGCAAUGUCUACACCAUUGGGAAAGGUAGCAAGCCGUGGGUAUCUCUACCAAAGGGUAAGGGUAUUAAGCUAUCUAUCAUUGAGGAGGCCAAGAAGAGGAUUAGUGCCCAAGCUGCCACAGCUUAGAGAGAUACUUAACUUCUUGAUUAUUGGAAUAGUUUUUAGUAAACUCUUGUAUUUUGUUGGUCGGCGCUUUUUUCUGGGGUUUAGACAUUCGUAUCGAGUUGGCUUGAAAAACAUAGUUUAAAUUAUUUAAGUUGGAUUUCUAAAUUUCGGAUCCAUUUUAUUUAUGAAAAGUAUCAAAUUUUGGUUUCUUGAUA